This is a messenger RNA of Malurus melanocephalus (red-backed fairy wren), 636 nucleotides long. RefSeq names its product coiled-coil domain containing 201 (gene SYSRN). The record is from RefSeq and is a predicted model, not a curated record. The coding region runs from base 1 to 636 and encodes 211 amino acids. NCBI's taxonomy places the organism in Eukaryota, Metazoa, Chordata, Aves, Passeriformes, Maluridae. The transcript is spliced from 2 exons.
AUGUCAGAGGAAGAUGAUUCUUUUCUGAAUGUUAAAAGAUCUGUGAAAAAGAAAAUGGUGAAACACAGCACCCCAGUAGACUCAGUGCUUUCAAGAACAACUCCAUCUCUUACAGAUCUGACAAAUCAGUCAAUCAAGGACCAAGAUGCCACAAAGAGGAUUUAUGGAUCUCCAAUGCCAAAGUCAAAUCUAAAUAGAUCAUUAUCUCAAGUGUCAUCAGUGCGUGUUGAUGCAUACUUCCCUCAUAGGUCCCCGAAAAGGCUUUCAACAGCAUUUGAUUUGCAAGAACUAAAUAAAGAGAAAAGCCAAAGCUCUCAGCUUGUAUUUUCUAGAAGGAGGCUUUCCACUGUGUUGGCCUCUGAUGAAUCAAAUCAAGAGCCAGCUCACAAGGUUGUCCCAAACACAGAAACUCAAGGUUCCACCCGAACAUCUGUGGAAGCUUCAGUGACUCACAAGAGUGGACCUUCAUGGCUUCUUACUGGAAUACCAGGGAUCRAAGAUCCCCUGGUACCAAAAAUGAGAAAAAAGAAAAUUGAUAAGGCUCUCCAGAGAAAGAAAGAAAGGGAAUGGCUGCUUCGUCAACUUAACAACAUUGAGGAGGCAACUAAACAUGAACUGAUGAUAGAAGAACCUUGA